UAACUUGACUUCAAAGCUUCUGUUUUUUUGGUUUAUUAGCCUUGAAUCGAGUCUAUGGUCUUCUCUACAUUUCACCAACCGAGGGCGCCACAUGGCGCGACCGCAGAAAGUGUGUUGUCAUCAAAAAGUGUCGUGUAUUUAUUUGUAUGUACUAGGCCUUCAAAGAAUACGCAGGUGGUGUCUCCAAAAUGUAAGCUUUUCCGACCUCCCUGGCAGAAUGGUCGUCAUCCUGGCUAAGACGUCGCUGUGCUCAGCCAAUAAUCUUGGCCAUGGAGAUGAAGCAGGCAGUAAGGCGAGUAAGGAUGUCAAGGCUCAUCCGCAAAGGCCAUCCACGCUUGAGUCUCAUAGGAGUCUUGCUAGCCGCCCUUUGUCUUGUCUACUUGAUCACUACGUGGCAAUUGGGAAUGAAUAAUAUCUUCCCGUUCUUGGAGAAGGGGCCCAAAAGUGUUGUGAUGCAUAGUGCCAUGGAGGUGCUGCAAGCUAGGUGGAGUGGUCUUAGCAACUCCCGACCCCACACUGCUUCCGGUAUGAUGAAGGAAAAGUGUGUGUCUAAUCCUAAAGGGAACUCAUCUAAAGCGUACAGACUGGACCCUCACCACCUGGAGAAACUUGCUACAAGCCUUCAAUUGGAUUUGGGCCAGGCCUGGGUGUCUCAAGCCCCCUCGCUUUUUGCAAAAGAGGAGUUUGAAGAUCUAAAAAUGCCACAGUUUCAGGCAAGGGUGCCGGCAUUAGUGUUCUUUAAGGACACCUUCUUGGCUUUCUGUGAGGCCAGGUUUGACUCCGUUCAAGACUGGGGCAACAUGAUGAUCGGCCUGAGGAGGGGCAACUUGAAGGGGCGUGAGGUUACCUGGGAGAGAAUACGAGUUAUAGCGGGCAUACCUGAACACAGGACAAUGAAUCCAACUCCCAUUGUUGAUCGUAAGAACAAUGCCAUUGUUCUAGUGUUCUCAGCCUUCCCAACACACAUGACCUACUUAGAUUUAAUGAAGCAUGCCGGACAACCAAUGUCCAGACUGUAUGUUAUGAAGAGUAAUGAUGUUGGCUUGACCUGGAGUGACCCUGUGGACAUCACCAAUCAAACUAUCGGCAAGAUCAAACCCUUUCCUGUCUUAUAUGCUCCAGGCCCAGGCCACUCUCUUCAAAUGAAUUGUGGAAGGAUCGUAGUUCCUGGAAAUUUCUUUACUACGGAGGAAAGAAGAAGAGGCAUCUCUGGCAUGUGCUCCAAUUGCAUCAAUCUAUCCAACAUUCUCUACAGCGAUGACGGGGGCACAACAUGGCACCUCGGGGCCAGAACGGCACCUGCCCAAGAUGCUAGUGGGGCUUCUAUCUACCCCAAUGAAGCGCAGCUUGCAGAAUUUGAUGAUGGUACCCUGUACAUGAAUCUUCGAACUCUGGACAGUGUACAGCCGAGGGCCUAUUGCCGUAGUUAUGACGGCGGCCAGACUUUGACUAGGAUUAAACUUCACCCGACUCUAGUGGAGCCAGGGUACAGGAGGAAGAACAAGGCAUGGAAGCCGGCAUUGCCCGGUGGCUGUCAUGCAAGCACCAUCUCUGUCAAUAUCAGCACACCCACUCCAGUUCCGACACCACAGAAAACAUGGCUGGUUUUCUCCAAUCCAGCCGACCCACUCGAACGUGUCAACCAGGGUAUUCGCCUGUCUGUCGACGGGGGUACCUCUUGGAGCAAUCCCUGGAUAAUCUUCCCCUACAAGUCUGCCUACUCUGACCUGGUGUACUUUGACAAGACAACUGCAGCUGGUAAACGUGAGCACUACUUUGCCGUUGUAUUUGAAGGUGGGAGCUCUACAUUCUCAGAUCACCUCAAAUUCCUCAUGUUUAACUUAGAGGCCCUCAUUCACAACAUUUUGAAGCAUGGAACACCCAGGAGCUAGUUUUCAGUUUGUCAGAAAUAAGUUUGUGUAACACUGAAUUUUCUGAAUGAAUACCACAGGUAUGAACGUCAAACAUUUGUGGUGAACACAGAAAUGACCUCCCUUGAUGAAGAAUUACCAGUAGCCUGGUGAUUAUAGGAAAAAAUAAGUUUUUCAGCUAGGUAAUAAUUUUCCAUGGAAGAAAAUUUUAUCCUCGCUUCGAACACCUUCAAAAGGGCAUUCAAGGCAGACAUUAAAAUGGUCUUGAUCAUAAGUCGGCCAUCGUGAAUUGGGAGUGAAGAAACAUUUUUAUAUUGGGAACCUGAGAAUAGAAAUGAAGGCAAUGAAAUAAAAGGUCAUUACAAAUUUGUGUCAUUUAUGUUGAUGAAUAAUUAAGAAUUGUGAUCAAUUAUUUCUAAAUGUUUUGAAGCACAAUUUAAAAAUGAAAGCGGGCAGGGAAACCUAAAUAGUCUAACACAACCCAACUUGACAGUUCACAUUGAAUCUGAUUUUAGGAAAACAACAAAAAUGGUUUCCGUGGUCUAUUAAAAUUUGAUUGGCUGUUAUUUUCAGUGGAUAGUUUUGCGUAAAGCUUCCUUUGUACCUUUAAAAGUAAUUCAGAUGCCCAUUGCCAUGUUGAAAAAUGACUUCUUCGCUUCAUUACAAAACGGGGAAGUUUAGGGUCUGGUUUCGGGUUGGAUCCUGCAUAUCACAGAAAUUCAAGCUGCUCACAGUCAUUGAUAUCUUGGACCCUUUGAGUAUAUGAACUCAGCAAUGCACCAACCACAGAAACAGUCCGUUAGAGGGAAAUUAAGGCCUCACAAGGUCGGAGAUGAAAAUUUGGGGUCGUUAGUCAGACUUUCAACCAUUGGAAAACAAUUGACCAUUCAUGCAUCCAGACUCAUUAAAAAAAGCUUAAUAGUUGUACAGGCAAAAUUUGCUCGUACACUGUAGAUACGUGCUCACCCCCCUUUUUUACUGAACUAUUUUGUGCACAUGUAACUUUUUCAGAAAAUGUGUGCUCAAUUUUGUGAAGAAUAUUAACAUUUGUUGUAAAGAAUAUCUCAGGAAAGCCUCAAACAUCUUCCCAAUAUUCCUCCUCUAGACAUGCAAGGAGAUGCACGCCAGAGCUACCUCAAGGUUCUUUAAACUACCCGUCUGAAAUUGUUUUAAUUUGUUAUUUUGUUUUAUUUAUUGAACAUUAUCUUAAGUGGUGGGGGUUGAACCAUUUCGUGUUCUGGUUUUCACUGAGCUGUCUGGUUUUAGUUUUUAACCAGUCUGAAAAUCACUGCAAGAAAAGGUGCCCCAACAAUAAUUUGUCAUUUAUGGCAUAAAAACGUUCCUUUUAAAGCCAAGUCGAUUGUCUAUUUCGUACAUAGCUCUUACAGCAGUGGGUCCUGAAGGCCUGACAAAAUUUCUGUAUUCUCGUGAAGUUCUUUAUUUUCGAAAGCAGAGGCAGAGCCCAGAAAUCCGAUAUUCGAAUUUCUUUUUGAAAUUCGUUAACCGGAUUUGAAGUUGUCAUAUCUUGUUACAUAAUUAUAAUAAUAAGAAGAAGAUGCCCGUGUCUAUAUAUGACAGAUGUGAAUACUUCGUACAUUCUUUCAGGUUUUGUGAUAAUGUGCGUUGUUUUGCAGUACUGAAGGAAGGUUUUUUUAAGAUGGAAGCGGAAACUUACGUUUCAGUUGAUUUUGUUUUGUUUUUCAAGUAUACCUAACAAAAACGUUUUUCUUAUUUACUUUGUAAAUAAGAAAAUUGUGGAAAUUGUAGUAUACACAUUGUUUGUUAAUUUUGAAUUUUGAAGAGUUUAAAACUGCUGACGAGGCUACGAUGUAAAUGAAUAUGAAUAAAUAUUAUAUUCGUGGUAUCGGUACGUUA
Messenger RNA from Acanthaster planci (crown-of-thorns starfish), 3746 nucleotides. RefSeq names its product sialidase-3-like. Gene Ontology annotation, cellular component: cytoplasm; membrane; intracellular membrane-bounded organelle. The record is from RefSeq and is a predicted model, not a curated record. Gene Ontology annotation, molecular function: exo-alpha-sialidase activity. Lineage: Eukaryota; Metazoa; Echinodermata; Asteroidea; Valvatida; Acanthasteridae. Gene Ontology annotation, biological process: ganglioside catabolic process; oligosaccharide catabolic process.